CUCCUCCCUGCCUUUCCUUCCUUCCUUUUUUUUUUUUAAAUGCCCAGUCUCGGGCGGGAGCUCAGGCUGUGGACUCACCGCUAGACGCCGAGGUGGCUGCGUGCUUUGCUGCUUGGCAGGGCGGCUGUGUGCGGAGAUUUCCUCUUCUGGAGUCGUUCUCCCUCCCCGCCCUCUAUUUCUGCUGAUUUUGGCAUUCCCUGUUUCCAAUGGUAAAGUUUCCGCCAGAUCGAGUGACUUUGAAAAGUACACUUAAGUGUAGCCUUCCAAACCAAGGUGACUUCCAGAUAUGUGGACUUCAGUUCCCAGAAAAUUUAAGAGAAUGCUGGCUGAGAGUUUUGGAAAUUGAAAUCUCUGCAUCAGGAGGGUUCUUACUAAAUGAGAGGCCAAUGCCAGGAUCUCACCCAGUCUCACCCAGUAUGGGGCAAGAAAUAUUUCAGAAAGGAAUCAUGGUCUCUGAUGCUGUGCUGAAAUCUGUUCUUCAGCUUCCUGAAAAUCUGAAAAAUAAAUUUCUGGUUUUUUACCUUAUUCUGAGCUUAUAUCUACCAUAUAUACCAGCCACCAGAAGCCAUGUUUUGGAAGCUAUGCUAAAGGAUUUGGAAAAGAUUAAAGUCAGCCCUGAGAUCGAUGCCUAUUUAUAUACUGCAGAUUUAAAUUACCCUAGUUAUUGUAAUCAAUCAGUGAUGAAAUGCUUUCAACUUGAGAUGGAAGUAGUGUCGUAUGAAUCUAAAUUUGGGGAUCGAAAAUUUUAUGAUAGUGUGAAUAGUAUAGUCAGACUUGUUAAAUAUUUACUACCCAUUGAAACGAAUACAGAUACACAGACCUGCCAACGAUGUGAAACAUAUAAAGAAAAAAAAUAUUCAGACUUUAUAACAGACUUCAUGUUUGUUAUACAGCGGAUCAACCGAGAAGAGACAAAAGUGAAAAUUGGGCACUGAGAUACUUCAUUGAAGCUGGAAGAAAUAAUUUAUUUCAUCUUUGAAAAGAUAGUUUCUGAAUGGUUAGCCUAAUUCCAUCUCUCUUUUUCUUUGUUGUCUUCCAUUCUGGGAGUUUGAAGUAGAGGUAGUCCUCAUUUAGUGACUGCCUUGUUUAGUGAACAUUUGUGGUUACAAUUAUGAAAAAGUAACUUUGCAACCAAUCCUUGCAUUUACAAGUUUCGGGGAUCUGUACAGCAAAGGAAAUUUAAGUAAGAUCAUGGACACAGUUGAAUUUUCACUUAGCAAUUACUUAAUGACAAUUGUCGGUCCCAAUUGGGAUAGCUAAACAAGUACUACCUGUAACUAAAUUAGCUGAACCACACAUCUAUGCGCUAAUUUUAAAAGGAGUUUGCUUUCUGCUUCAAGAGACAAGAUCGCAUUUAUAUACUGGAAUGCUGGAAAAGAGGCAGAGAAUCCAAAGAGGAGGAAAUUGGGGAACAUCAGGAUAGAGUUGGCUUUGGACAGUGACUGAAAAUGUGAAAAAAAUAGGUACACAUUCAGAAACAAAUGCAAUUGAAUGGACUUCAUGAAAUCCAGGCAUGCAGAAUAGCAUAGCAGCCAAAAACCUGGUAAUUUACAAUGAUGUAGCAAGUCAAACCUGGUUGUACAAGGGCAAAAAAG
Molecule: messenger RNA, 1595 nt
Organism: Notechis scutatus (mainland tiger snake)
Lineage: Eukaryota; Metazoa; Chordata; Lepidosauria; Squamata; Elapidae
Gene: IL15
Product: interleukin 15
Biological process (GO): immune response; positive regulation of immune response; positive regulation of tyrosine phosphorylation of STAT protein
Cellular component (GO): extracellular region
Molecular function (GO): cytokine activity; cytokine receptor binding
Source: RefSeq, a predicted model, not a curated record